This is a messenger RNA of Botrytis fragariae, 1209 nucleotides long. RefSeq names its product putative snare protein. The coding region runs from base 1 to 1209 and encodes 402 amino acids. The transcript is spliced from 3 exons. Lineage: Eukaryota; Fungi; Ascomycota; Leotiomycetes; Helotiales; Sclerotiniaceae. Gene Ontology annotation, molecular function: SNAP receptor activity; SNARE binding. The record is from RefSeq and is a predicted model, not a curated record. Gene Ontology annotation, biological process: vesicle fusion; exocytosis; intracellular protein transport. Gene Ontology annotation, cellular component: endomembrane system; SNARE complex; plasma membrane.
AUGGCACAGUACGGAAAUAAUUACGGCGGUGGUCAAAACCCGUAUGCUCAACAAAAUUCACCAGGCUAUCCUCAAUCGCCUCAAUACGACAAUGGAGCAGCCAUGGGACGAGACUCUUAUGGUGGUGAGCACGUUCGAACGCACAACAAGUAUCAUCUCAUUAACAUCGCAGCAGGACAAAAUGUCGAAAUGGCAUCCUUGGCACAAAAUGGAAGUCAACCCGGGCAACAAAUGAACCCUAACUACAUUCUCAAUGCAUGCCGCGAUAUCGACAAUGAAAUCAACGCAGCAGCUCAAUAUGCCGCCGAACUCGACGACCUUGGAUACAGGGUCCAAACCGAACUCGACCAAGCAUCUAUAGCCAGAAAACUUGACCUUAUUGCAGAGAAAUCCAGCACCCAAUUUAAAGCAAUCAUUGAAGAGAUUUCCAAGCUCAAGAGAAUGCCCGAGUCAGGAAGCCCAAUGAAUCAGUCGCAAAUUGGAAGAGUUCAACGUAAACUCAAGCAAACAAUGGAGGCAUACAAGGCCAAGGAAAUGGAUUUCGAACAUAAGAUUAGAGAUCAAAUGAGACGAGAAUAUCGAAUCGUCAACCCCGAAGCUACAGAGUCAGAAGUAAACGCUGCUGUACCAAAUGCGGAACCACAGCAAAUGUUUCAACAAGCUUUGAUGACAAGCAACAGACAAGGACAAGCGAAUACAACUUUGAAUGCUGUCAGGCAAAGAAAUGAGGCUAUCAAGAAGAUCGAGCAAGAUAUUAUCCAAAUUGCAGAACUGUUUUCGGAGAUGGAGAACUUGGUCGUACAACAAGAAGCUGCUGUGGUCAACAUUGAAAUGAAGGGCGAAGAAGUUGUCGAGAAUAUGGAUAAGGGAGUUCAACAAAUGGACACGGCAAUUGUCAGUGCGAGAUCAAGAAAUAGAAAGAAGUGGUAUUGCUUAGGUCUUGUUGUUAUCAUUGUUGCCAUUAUCGCAAUCGUCUUGGCUGUACACUUCACCAGUAACAAAUCAGACAACAGUACCAAAGCUACUACCAAGAGAGCAGUUGUUCCAGGUACUGACUUCACUACAUCAGACAGAUUUGUCGUACCAGGAGCGAGCUUCGUAGAAUCAAGAAUGGUGGUUGCAGGCAAGGAUUGGAGUGAAGAAAAGGCAGUUGUUCCAGGUGCGGACUUCACACCUGUGGUUAGAAAGUGGAAAAAAUUCAUCGCAUGA